AUGGGUAAUGUAAUAUCACAUAUUCAAGUGGAUGAAGAAGUUGUAGAUACAACAAAAGAAGUUCAACUGGUUGUAGAUCAACAAAUAUUUAAAAAAGUAAUCAAGAAUAGAUACUUGACAAAUCUAAUCUUUAGUCAUGUUAGAGGUAUUCAUAGAAACCUUGUUAUCAAUUCAUUUCUCAAACCUGGUCAUAUAGAUAGUUAUGUUCAAGUAUAUGACUAUCUUGGACAAAGUUAUUGUAAUAAAAAGGUAUUCCCGAAAGUUGUCAAGGAAAAGGUAAAGAAUGCAAUAACACAAGUUCAAGAUAAUGGUCAAAUGAAAAAGAAGAAGAAAGGAUCAACCAUUGGAUUAUCAUUCUUUUCAUUUUAUGAAAAGGAAAUGGGACCAAAAGCAUUAUGUGAAGAUCCAAAUAUAGAUUUGGAGACAUUUAAACAACUCAUUCCAUUGGUACGUCCUAGAGCAAUCAACUCUAGAAAUACAACUAUUUUACAUUGGGCAAAUAUUAGUGGUAAUAUGGAAAGAGUAAAGUAUCUUGAAGAACAAGGAUACAAGGCAAAUUUAUGUCCACCAAAUUAUAAACCAGUACCAUCUAUCAAUGUUGAUGAAACAUUUACUAGUUAUGAUUCAAUCAAAUAUGAUCUCACUUGGUUGGGUGAUGAAAAAAGGUUUACCAAGAUAUUAGAUAGAUUAAAAAAUGUUUUAUUUAAAUCUAUUUAUCCAAAACCUCUACUCGGUGCAGACAACUUAUUUCAAGAAAGGUUAAAGGAUAUGUUUUAUCAAUACAACUUGUAUCGUGUUAGUCAAAACUUGGAUCAAAUAAUAGUACCAACUGCCGAUCUAUCCACCACAACUUUAUUCAACAAAAAAGAGUUAAAUCUAAUAUUUACAUUGUUGGUAGUACUAUUGAUAGAUCAAACUGUUAAUUAUCCAACUACACAAUUGACAAUUAAAAUGUUAAUACUUGCCAACAAUCCAAUUAUUACCAAUUAUUUCAUGGUCAUGGGUCCAUUUAGACAUUUGCCUCAGGGUUGGACAAGAGAUACCAAAAUCACUGCAAUGUUGGUUGACUAUUGUUCACUUGUUUCUCCAGAGGCUUAUGCAACGGCUGUUGAUAGGUUAUGGGCCAAUGAAACACCACAAGUAAUAGAAAUGAACCUCACAAGGGCAGUUCAUCAUGCAAUGUUAAACAAUCAAUUGACAACCUUUAGAAAUAUUUUACAAUCUGGUAAAUUUGAAAUAUCUUCUAUUGGUACGGUCAACCUUUGUCCACAAUAUUUUGACGAGUAUUUUAAUAUCGCUUUGGAAUUCUUUACCGACCCCAAGUAUAAUGAAAAUGCAAAUCAAAAGUUUUGGACCGAAAUUUAUAAAUUGGCAGCUUAUACAUCAAGAAAUCAUAUUUUAGAUCCAUUCUUUUCAAAUGAAAGCGUUGAUCAAUCUAGUAUACUAUUUGACCCAUUACAUAUCUUUGUAUUAUUAGAACAAUCUAUAAAUGGUGCAAAUUAUUCAUUGGCUAUGAAAAUUAAAGAUUCACCAUUAAUGAAUCAAUUACAAGCAAUGGAAUGUAUCUCUAAAUUUGCUCAAAAUAUUCCAACUCUUUGUGCCAAUAGAAUUAGUAAUGCAGUAGAUUUUAUUAUCACUUGGGAAGGUGGUAUAACAUUAUCAACUUGGAAACAAACAAUUUCAAAAUCAAUCCAACUUCAAAGAUUAGAUGUAUUAUUAAAAUUAGUUGAUGUAGGAAUAGUAUCACAAAACAAUCCAAUUAAUAUUGGUUGUAUUAUUAUUAGACAUACUGGAUUUAUAUUAGAAUGUUUGGAAGAGUUACCAUCAAAUUGUAUUGGUUCAGAAAUAACACUAAAAAAAUGGAGAAAAUUAAUUAGAAAGGCUAGAUCAUCAAAUUGCCUCAAUCUAAUUGCCAUCGUUCUUGAGAGAUAUUUAGAGUUAUGUAUUACUGAACAAAAGUAUAAGGAUCAGAUCAACCGUUUCCUAUCUCAAAAUAUCGCUUCCGCAAACCAAAAUAAAUAA
Molecule: messenger RNA, 2022 nt
Organism: Cavenderia fasciculata
Lineage: Eukaryota; Evosea; Eumycetozoa; Acytosteliales; Cavenderiaceae
Exons: 2
Coding region: 1-2022 (673 amino acids)
Source: RefSeq, a predicted model, not a curated record